UCAAGCGCGUCCUCUUUUGAGUGUGCCAGUCUACAAAUGCACGCGACGCACGCGCACGUACGUUGCGAUACCCCGUAUAACGCUUUAGUGUCGUGCUAACAUAAAGAUUACAUAGUGAUAGCAAUGUUUGCUUACGAUAAAAAUUUAAUACCUAAACUGCAACUGACUGAAGUGAAUAUUUAAUGUACCUACCUACUUUACAUGUUUUACUGUGGCCAAAAUGUGGAAAAUAUUAUUUACAUCUGCUCUAGCUGCGCUGGUAGUGAGUGUGAAAGCCGGUGCAGCGCCUGAUUUAUGUUGUCAAGAUGGAUUAGUUCUGCUGAGAAGGCAAAAUGUUUGUUGGAAUCCUAAAGUAAAUAAAACUUCACCAGUAACAGCCUUAUCCUGUAAGCAGAAACUGAAACUAAGUCGUUUCUCUAUCAAUAGUGAUGGGGAUCUAGUGUUAAUGGGAAGUAGCAGGAAUGUAACUUUGGAUCAUAGGGGGUAUUGCAUCGCCAACCAAACGAGGAUAACAGACCCAGAGCUGACGAAUGUGAGCCUCGCGGCGCUGAUCUGCCAGGAUAAUGAUGACAAGAUCAUCGACGAGAAAGUCGCAGGAUACUGCAUGAUAGUAUCCGUUAUAUUCUUGUUUUUCACGGCACUGAUAUAUUGUGUUCUUCCAGAAAUGAGGGAUCUGCAAGGGAAAAGUUUGAUCGCUUUUUGCAUUUCCUUGGGAUUGGGGAUGAUGGUCCUAGUCAUCAUGAAGCUUAUGCCGCCGUACCGCGACAUGAACCUUUGUGCUGCAAGAGGUUUUCUGGCUUAUUUUUUCAUUCUAUCAAGCUUCUUUUGGACAAAUGCUAUAUCAAUACAAAUUCUAUUGUGCAUACGACGGCCGUCGACUUUGAACUAUGAGUGGAGAGACUUCAUGCUGUACGCAUGCUACGGCUGGGGCGUGCCGGCGGUGCUUACGCUCGCCUUGGCGCUGGUGAACUUCCUGCCGGUGCCAGGCCUGCCGGACCACAAGAAGCCGGGCAUCGGGCUCAACCACUGCUGGUUUUAUGGUACGGAACAUCAAUGGUACUACAUGUAUAGUAUCAUGUCGAUUCUUAUAUUUGCGAAUAUUUGUAUAUUCAUAUACAUAUCGAUCUGUUUGUGGAAGAACACAUUUGCCACCUCUCACUUGAAGGCAUUGAGAUACAAGUUCUUAAUGACGACGAGACUCUUUAUACUGAUGGGCAUCACCUGGAUAUUCGAGAUGAUCAGCUCUUUGGUGGAAAUUAACAUUGGCUGGGUUAUCAUGGACAUAUACAACACGAUGCAAGGGCUGUUUAUAUUCCUGGUGCUGGUGGUGUUCCGGCGGCGCGUGGUCAAAGCGCUGUACAAGCGCGGCUGGCUGGACUGCGCCGCCGGGCCCCUGGAGCGCUGGCUGGCCGUCGGCGACGACGACGAGCAGGACGUCAUCGAGCACACCAAGGACGUGCCUCUGGAAGACAAGUGCCUCUCGUAGGCGAGGGACAACCCAACACGUCUCUGUGAACCAUAGAGGCUCUCUCUUCAAGUGGCGCAACUCCGAUUGGUUAAGAAUGUGUUUUAAAACAUUGGUCAAAUGUGUGUCGUGCCACGCGCAGUGUAGGGUUCCGUAGUUGUCCUUCGUUACCACAAUAUACUUCAGAAGCAAGCAAUUACUUCGUCUAAAGUCACGUUUAAUAUUUUCUUUUAAGGAAUUUUUAUUACGAGUAGGUAUGAAAUUUUAUAAUACUUACAUGAGUAAAACGACUAUUACUCUUAAACUAACUGAUCUAUUUUAACCGCUAUAGUUUUCCUUGAAAGUUUAUAAAAAGUACUAUUAUCAUGAUUUUUUUCAGAUUUUUCAAGCCAACAGUUUAGUUUUUAGAGGGGGGGACUACGGAACCCUAAAAAUGAUGUCGUCGUAAGCUGUAAUACUUUAAAGCUGGGACACAAAACGUAACAGAAUUUGUGUAGGCCAGGGUUUCUCAAAGUGGGGUAGGUACGCGAACCCCUAAGGGGUUUGACUUUGACAUAUACUCCAUUUGCGACAAGAAACAAGCACACCAUCAGCAACAGCAUCAAUAGGUAUUAAAAAGACAUAUUUCUUUGGCACUUUAUUUGGUACCUUUUAUUGAAAUGAAAACAUUUUUUUCUUCAAUAGUCACUUUUAUAUUAUUUUCUUUGGGGGGUGCAGGUUUUAGAGUUAUUAAGAGGUUCGCUGUCACCUGAAACUUUCACAGGUAGGUACUCGUGGAACGGAAAGUUUGAGAAACCCUAAGUAAUAGGCUAUAAAUAAAAUCCAACAAAUCACUGAAUUGAGGUAUUAGGAAUUAUAAAUUCCAGUUUGAUUUUUUUCUAACUUAUGUGUCUUAUACCUAGUUACUUUUACAAUAGGUAACGAAUUGGUCGUUUUAACUUCGUUAUAUAAAACAAUCAACUAAGUCAUUUUUUGUUAAUUUAAGUCAAUAAAUCUACUUAAUUAAGUUUUGUCAUAUCGUAUAGUUAGUUACCUACAACUUACAUAUACCUACGUAUUUUAUUGCUUUUUAACGUUGUUUACUUGUUUGUUUAAGAGAUAUUUCAUUUGUUAUUCAACAUCAAUAAUUAAACCUACUUAGGUACAUUAUGGCUGAGUUGCACCACCUAACUUUGACCGUAACUAUAACGAUAACCGGUGUUUUUUGUAUGGUGUUUGACAGAUUUUUGACGUUUGUCAAAGUUAAAGUAAUAUGGUGCAACCCAGCCAGUCUUGUUAAACUUAUCAAUUUUACUAGACCUACCUAAGUAGGUAGGUACCUACUUUAGAUAGU
This is a messenger RNA of Ostrinia furnacalis (Asian corn borer), 2798 nucleotides long. RefSeq names its product G-protein coupled receptor Mth2. Gene Ontology annotation, molecular function: G protein-coupled peptide receptor activity. The record is from RefSeq and is a predicted model, not a curated record. Lineage: Eukaryota; Metazoa; Arthropoda; Insecta; Lepidoptera; Crambidae. Gene Ontology annotation, biological process: cell surface receptor signaling pathway; G protein-coupled receptor signaling pathway. The coding region runs from base 221 to 1486 and encodes 421 amino acids. Gene Ontology annotation, cellular component: plasma membrane. The transcript has 8 exons.